Messenger RNA from Thamnophis sirtalis, 2675 nucleotides. RefSeq names its product chromogranin B (gene CHGB). Gene Ontology annotation, cellular component: secretory granule. The record is from RefSeq and is a predicted model, not a curated record. NCBI's taxonomy places the organism in Eukaryota, Metazoa, Chordata, Lepidosauria, Squamata, Natricidae.
CCUCUGACGCAAAACACUCCCCUCCUUCCUCCGCUUGACUCAGGCGCGUAUCCCCCCCUCCCUCCCUUAAAUAGCCUGGAUCUGCUCGUAGAAGAGAGCUGAUACGAAGAAGCUUCAAGCCUUUGCGUGCCAACUUGCUUGCUCCGCCGGCCAUGGUGCCUCGCGUGGCGCUGCUCAGCCUGCUCGGAAUCGCAGCUCUGGCAGGUAUUCAUUCAGCUCCAGUAGAAAAUGAUGACCAUGCUGGAGAAAUGAUAACCCGAUGUAUUAUAGAAGUCCUUUUGAACAGUCUGUCAAAAGGCAAUUCUCCGCUGAUUAAUCCACAGUGUAAGGAGCUUCUGAAGAAAAGUGAACAACAAAAAGAGAAAAAUGUACAGCAAGACAUGGAACUUGGCACAAGAACCUUAUCGGAAUCAGAAGAAUUAACUAAGCAGUCAGAAGGGACUGUGAGGGAAGAACAAGAUGUGAGUGAAGAAGAGUUUAAAAGACAGACAGAAGGAGAUGAUAAGUGGCACCUGGAAACGAAAAAAAAAGGGGGAAGCAGCAACCCACAAACUGCCUCCCAAGGGACCUCUUAUGCUUUGGAUAGAGACCAUAAAGAAGAAAAGAAAGAGAAUGAAAAAGGAGCCGAGGAAGAUAAUUACAAAAGAAAUCACCACAAUGAAGAUGGAAACAAGGAAAAAAAGGCCGGCGAAGAAAUAGAAUCUGUGCCUCUAGAGAAAAAGUCCAUUCUUACAUCUGGAAAAGUGAAUGAGGGAGAUUACAAGCAUUCUCAUGGCCAAAAGUAUGUGGAAGAAAUAAUUCAGAGUCAAGAAAGGGAAAAUGAAGACAGUGAGGAGGAGGAGGAGGAAAAGGAAGAGGAGGAGGAGGAAGAAGAGGAGAGUAAUGAAAAGUAUCGUCAUAGCUUUCAUGAAGAAUUUGAAGAUUCUUCAGAGAGGGACGGUGGUGAAACAGAGAAGCAAGACCACAAAUCAGGACAUUACCGAAGAAAACCAAGAUUGGGUAAGUCCCGUGAAUACAACAGUCAUCACAUUGGUGAAAAAAGAGGCUCAUCUGAAGAGCCCAGUGAGGAAGAAAGUGAAUUCUGGAGUAAAAGGAGUCAUCAACCCAACCAUUAUGAGAGAGGACAUUACUUUGUGGAGCCAAGAAACGCUAUUGAAAUGCAUAGGUCCGAGGAAAUGGAGAGAGAGAUCAGGAACCAAGGAUAUUGGGAUCAACACUACCCCAGCCAAGAGGACAGUGAUGAAGACAUGAAGCAACAGAGCGAGGAAAAUGAAAGGAAACAGUAUCAGUACAUGAAGAAAAGACUUUUCGGUGGGCCAUCAAGGGAGAGCAGACAUCACUAUGAAGUAAGGGUCCCUUACAGCAAAGCAGGGAAGGGAAAUGGAGGUAUGAAACAAAGCCAUGAUAGCAUAAAUGAGAAACGGCACCAUGGCCAACCAAGCAUACAGCUAGAGAUGGCAAAACCACAAAACAAGGAGAGAGAAGGAGAUGGAGAGCAGCAACUCAAUAGCCAAGAAGAAAAACACUAUGCCAGAAAUGAUGGAGAGCUAGAAACUCCACACUACAGCGAGAGAGGAAAACACUUUGAGAAUAAAAGGACUCUUCUGCUAGAGGAGGGCUACCCAAGAAGCCACUAUCUUGUAGAAAAUGUAAAAAGAGCUUUAACAUCACUAUAUUCCCAACAACCCAGGUGGAAAAACAGACCUGUGGACAAGAACGCUGACAUCAUCAAUCCACUGUUGGAGAGUGAAGAACGCAAGUCCCACUUGAAUAAGAGGGAAUUCUUUCCUGAAUAUAAUGAUUAUGACUUGUGGGAGAAGAAACAGAUCCUGGAUAGCUUAAGCCCCAAACAGGACAGCAAUAAUAAUCCUGAGAGGCUAUACAAACCUGAGACAAAAAGGCAGUAUGAUAGAAUGGAUGAGCUGGCCCAUCUUCUCAGCUACCGGAAGAAAUCUGCAGAAUUUCCAGAACUCUACAGCUCAAAAGAAGACGUUGAAAGGGGACACGUAAUAAGAAGUGGCAAGAACAAAUUUAAUCAGAGGCCUCUGACACCAGAAGAGGAGAAAGAACUGGAAAACCUGGCUGCUAUGGAUUUGGAACUGCAGAAGAUAGCUGAAAAAUUCAACAAUAACCAGAGAGGAUGAAUUUUAUUUGACCUAAUGUGGUAUGGUGAAGAGUAGCUUUAUUUAAACUAUCCCGUAUUUACUAGUAAAGUCACUGCCUCAAAUGUUGUUCUCCCUAAUUAGAAAUAGUUUAUCAUCCUUUAAAUAUAUAAUUUACAUCAGUACAAAGCAUCUUUCUGUUCCAAAAGAUUUCUUAAGAUCAGCAUGAAUUCUUGCCUUCUGAAUUUUGAAAUGUAUGAAGAUAAUUGUGUGUGCGUUCUUCAGAAAUAUAUUAUCUUGGUAAAAAAUAAUAAACUUUACAUUGUCUACAUACCGUAGUUAACUGCAUGUGCUCCUGCAUAGCUUGUUUAUGAGUUACACAGGUUUGUCAGAGGAGACACAGUAGUAUGCUUGUAAGUCUAUAUUGGAACUAGUUUUUUGUUCCUUAUAGAUUAGUUUAUUUUGUAGUACCUUGAAAUCUACUUUGGAACGCUGACAGCACCAAAAUAGAUGCGCCAUCUACUCCUAUGUUAUUAUGAGAUAAACUGAACACUCACAGCUUAUGAAAAAAGG